This is a messenger RNA of Ipomoea nil (Japanese morning glory), 1128 nucleotides long. RefSeq lists its product as uncharacterized. The coding region runs from base 106 to 813 and encodes 235 amino acids. The record is from RefSeq and is a predicted model, not a curated record. The transcript has 4 exons. Lineage: Eukaryota; Viridiplantae; Streptophyta; Magnoliopsida; Solanales; Convolvulaceae.
GGAAAAAAUAACACCUCAACGGCUACUGAACACUGAUCUCUGAAUCGCACUCUGCUGCUGCCACUCUGAAGGUUCUCUCGCCGCCGGUGAUGUGUUGCUGGGUGGAUGGGAAUGAUGCUCGCCGGUAAAACCAUUUUGGCGCGAAUCUCAGGGAAAUUCCGACCCGUCCUAACACGAUCCUUUUGCAGCGGCAACAAGCCGCCCGCCAACAACAACAACAAAGAAGUAUUAGACCCUUCUUCUUCUUCUUCUACUUCUUCUUCUUCGUUGACUCGAUAUGAUGCGUACAAGGAGCUGGAAAACCUUAAUUUCAUGUCGGCCGCUAAAAUCCUCUUCACAGAGCCUUCCAAGAAGAAGAAAUUCGGGCUGGAUUUCCAUCUGGUACAACUCUUCUUUGCCUGCCUGCCUUCACUGGCUGUAUAUUUGGUGGCUCAAUAUGCUCGCUAUGAGAUCAGAAGAAUGGAAGCGGAAGUGGAAUUGAAAAAGCAAGCCGAAGAAGAAGCAAAAGCGAAAGAAAUGGAAGAAAUGGCAGAGGUAGAAAAAGAAGAAGCAUCUGAACCACAGCUCUUGGAGUUGAAAGCGAGAUUGGAUAAGUUGGAGGAGGCAGUAAAGGAAAUAGUGGUUGAAUCAAGAAAAGAGUCACCUGAUGCAAUUGGAAAAGGCCCAAAGAUUGGUGGUCAGGAUAAACAGCCAAUAUCUGGAGAAAGCAACACAAGUAAGAGCCCACAAGCAGGCAAUUCUGAUGCCAAAGAUUAUCCAAACACGAAGACUUCUUGGGAAAGAACAGGAAAGACUGAUGCCCCAUCAUCAUAGCCUGAGCAGCAGCACAACCUAAAUGGAAGAUUCUCUCGUCAUCCAUAAAGCUGACUGGUCCCCUACUUAUGUUUUAUUGAAUUAUAGGAUGCUUACAAUUGGCCAAAAGGAGUCUCUAGAAGAUCAAUAAUCAGUACUGCUUGAAAAUAGUUCAUGAGAUCAGAUAAUUUAUCAAGGUAGCAAGUUACUGAUAAGGUGAGAUAUGCAGGUUUUUUUUUUUUGCACGGUUUAUAUGAUAUGUUAUGGCCUUGAUUCUGUGGUAUUUGUUGCAUGGGAAAUUCAAUUUUUGGUAAGUUGAAACUUCAAAGAAAGAAA